AUGAUCAAGGAAAUAUUAAAUUUAAAGCUAAUCAAACCUCCUCCGAAGGCCGGAACCUACCAAGAUACGAAAAAUGUGGACAAGACAAAGCUUUAUGCUUUUAAUCAGAAACACGGGCACACUACUGAUGAGUGUGUUGUACCGAAAGACUUGCUCGAGCGCUUAGCUCGGCAAGGACAUAUGGACAAAUACAUCGAUAAGGACAAAGCACAUACAGCUCAGCCCAAUCAACCCCAAGGUGUGAUUAAUUGCAUAUCUGGGGGCUUCACCGAAGGUGGAGCAUCAAGUUCUGCUCACAAAUACACUUACCAAACUAUGCUCGCUGUAGGGAGCACCAUCAACAAUCAUCAAACUUUGCCCACCUUCCCUAAAAUGACGUUCCAACUGUCUGAUUUCAAUUCAACCGAACUUAAUUUAGACAACCCAGUUGUCAUCUUUAUUCAAAUGGGAGACCUAAUCGUUCAGAAAGUUUUGUUAGAUCCAGGAAGUAGUGCCGAUGUUCUAUUUUAUUCCACAUUUCAGAAAAUGAAGUUGAGUGAUAACAUACUGCAGUUAUCCACUAGAGACCUGGUAGGAUUUUUAGGUGAACGAGUACCUGUUUUGGGAUCAGUAUGGUUACAAACCACACUUGGUGAGAGUCCUCUAACCAAAACUUUAGAUGUUCAAUGCCUUGUAGUUGAUUGUUUUAGUCCUUAUAACUUUAUACUUGGCCGAUCUGUUUUGAAUAAGUUCUGUGCAAUUAUAUCUACAAUUCAUCUAUGUGUUAAGUUUGAUGUGUAG
This is a messenger RNA of Arachis duranensis, 780 nucleotides long. RefSeq lists its product as uncharacterized. Bases 1 to 780 code for a protein of 259 amino acids. The transcript has 2 exons. NCBI's taxonomy places the organism in Eukaryota, Viridiplantae, Streptophyta, Magnoliopsida, Fabales, Fabaceae. The record is from RefSeq and is a predicted model, not a curated record.